This is a messenger RNA of Dichomitus squalens LYAD-421 SS1, 1713 nucleotides long. Its product is annotated as alpha-ketoacid dehydrogenase kinase. Gene Ontology annotation, biological process: protein phosphorylation; regulation of glucose metabolic process. The record is from RefSeq and is a predicted model, not a curated record. Gene Ontology annotation, cellular component: mitochondrion. NCBI's taxonomy places the organism in Eukaryota, Fungi, Basidiomycota, Agaricomycetes, Polyporales, Polyporaceae. Gene Ontology annotation, molecular function: pyruvate dehydrogenase (acetyl-transferring) kinase activity. Bases 81 to 1457 code for a protein of 458 amino acids. The transcript has 11 exons.
GGAUGCAGCGCAGAUCAAUGACUCCGUUCUGUGCCUCUAUCUCUCCUCACUUGCCCCGCUAGGUUUGUGUUACUUCGGUCAUGACAUGGCGAAUCUCUCCUCCGCACACAAGGCAGCUUGCCAGAACAGUGUGCUCACGGACGACGUCAGGGCGGGUAUACUCAGCGAGUGUACGGCCAGCCAUUCUGUACUCGCACGAACUGCGUCUGUAUCGUCCCGGCGGAGUUCGGGAUGUCUCGACCGCCGUACACUUCUACCAAAAUCGACACCUUGAGGCAUUCGCUUCAAAACCAGCGACGAGAUUGACGUUGCGGCAGUUGGUCUUCUUCGGAAAGUCUAUGAACGAGGAACGGCUCAUUAAGAGUGCAAAUUAUGUGCGUACAGAGCUACCCAUCCGCAUAGCGCACAGGCUACGGGACAUGCAAGCGCUGCCUUAUGUCGUAGUGACACAGGAAGGCAUCGCGAAAGUGUACGAGCUCUACUGGAACGCGUUCGACAAGUUCCGCCGCUAUCCUCAAAUCAACACUCUUCAAGAGAACAACGCAUUCUGCGAUUUUGUGGCGAAUCUGCUGAAGGACCACAAAUCCGUAAUCCCGAACCUCUCGCUAGGCAUGUCCUUGUCGUCGCCUUAUCUCCUCCCGGACCGUCUGGACUCGUUCAUGCGGAGGAUGCUCGUCUCGCGAAUAUCUCGUCGCGUACUCGCGGAGCACCACAUCGCCCUCACACGGCAGGUCAACUCUCAUGAAGGGUCACAUGUGAGAGACAAUGUGGGCAUCAUAACCACAGCAUUGGACGUGAAGGAGUGCAUCGUGAGGUGUGCUAGGUUCCUACAGCAGCGACCGUACCACUCGGGCGAGGACUCGCUGGACGCUCCCCUCAGUAACGCGCCAUGGCCAGAGGUUGAGAUUGAGGGGCAUGUGAAUACGAAGUUUGCAUACAUCCGGGAACAUCUCGAGUACAUCGUCUUCGAACUCUUGAAGAAUGCAUUCAGGGCUACCCGACUCAAGCAUCCAACGGCCCAGGUCCUCCCCCCGGUACAUGCCACUGUCGUUGCCAGCGACAACAACGUUUGUCUACGUAUCUCAGACCAAGGCGGGGGUCUCCUCUCGCCUGAGGUCAAGUCACCAUCCGACUUGUUCUCAUUUUCGCAUGUAAGGAAUGCCACGCGCUUGGAAGAUGCACGUCUUGGCGCGCUGCGGACAGUCAGCUCGAGCACCCGCGGUAUGACAGCGACGGUGUCUGAACAGAUUGGCACCCUACAGCCAGACGCACACGGUGAAAUAUCGCCAGAUCCGGUUGACCCGUAUCCAAGAAUUGGAAUGGGGCUGCCGAUGAGCAAUAUAUACGCGACGUACUUUGGCGGGUCCUUGGAUCUCGUCAGCAUGGAUGGCUAUGGUACGGACGUCUUCGUUCGCUUACCAAAGUUGGGCACCAAUCUCGAGGGCAUCGAGCUGUAGUCGCCCAGUCCACGCGGCGUCUGUCGGUGACACAGGUCAUUACCGCUGUCUUGUAUUCAUGGUCCGCUCUUGUAUGCACUGCCGCAUUAUGUUUGCCAAGAGUCUUCUUCCACCGAAAACCUGCUCUGACUAGCCACAAUCGCUGCUCCAUGUAGUACCUCAUCUCCAUCUCUUGCAGUCUCUCGCCCGGUCUCACCCAUAAGCAAUACAUUGAUGGUCACAAACAAUAUGUUCGCAGAUCAGAUAUUGAGACCCC